This is a messenger RNA of Rotaria sp. Silwood1, 9630 nucleotides long. The record is from the annotation of a GenBank genome assembly. NCBI's taxonomy places the organism in Eukaryota, Metazoa, Rotifera, Eurotatoria, Philodinida, Philodinidae.
AUGGAUGAUAUUGAAAAUGUUAUAGAACAAGAAACAAAAAUUAAUAAUGUUGAACCAACUAUUGCUGAAGAAAUACAUGAAGAAAUAAUUGAGAAAGAAAAUCAAGAUGAAGAUAUAUUAUUAAAAGAAAAUCUUACAAAUGAAACAAUAACUAAUGUUCAUACAUUUCUUUUUGAUAUUUUAGCAUUUUUUUCUAAUUUUCAAUCAAGUCUAAUUGUUGAAUAUUGUCAAGAAACACAAAAUUGGAACUCAAUUCAACAUUUUCUUAAUGAUGAAAAUACUCAUAUUUUACCUAUAUUCUUUUGUGAUCCUCAAGAACGAUUUCGUUCUAGUAAACGAUCAAGUAUAAGUAAAUAUCUUUCAUGUGCAACAACAAAAAAAAAAGCCUACUUAAUUUAUAUAGUUCUACCACAGUUAAAUCAAUCAAUAAAAACUGAUGAAUCUUAUAUUGGAAUCGGAAUAGAUAAAUCAUUUGAAGAUGGUGGUGUAAUUUUUAUAAAACCAAAUACAAUAAAAUUAACAGAAAGAAAUUUUAAAAAUGAAUUAGUUAUUUUUUCUAUGAAUUUUGAUCAACAAAAUCUUGAUCUAAUGAUAAAUUUAGAAACAAUUUUAUUUAGUUAUUUACCAUCAAUAAAAAAAGCUGAUGAAUGGAAUAAAUUAUAUUUAUUUAAUAGAAAAACUGAUCAAAUUAAAUUAAAUUUAAUAUAUCAAAUUGAACAAAAUGCAAUUUUUUUUCGAACAAUACAUAAAUCAUUUAUUGAUUGUAUUCAAUUACAAAAAGUACCUAUACGUUUAAGACAUGAUACACAAGAAAUUAUUAAUCCAAAUUCACUUUUACGUUUUGUUCAAGAUACAGAAUUAGUUCAACAAACUGAAGAAACAAUUAUUGAAUGGAUAAAAGAAAUUGAUAAUUUUUAUCGAAAGAGUACAUUAGUUCGACAAAUAAUGUCUGAUUCAGGUCCAUUAAAUGAAAUAAAAUAUUGGAGAAAACAAGUCAUACAAUUAAAUCAUCUUAUAAAUCAACUUCGUUUACCUUCGAAUCGUGCUGUUAUUUAUUUACUUAAUAUUGCUGCAAGUCCACGUUCAAUUGAAUGGAGAGAAAUUGAUAAAAAAUUAACACUAUGUAUUAAUGAAGCACGUGAUCAUUAUAAAUUUUUAAUGAUUGUUGCUAAACAUAUUGGACCACUUUAUCGUAAUGAUCCGCGUGAAAUUCAAGAAAAUCUCAAUAAUCUUCUCAAUACUAUAGUUCUCAUUAAUUCAUGUUCAGAAUUUUAUUCCAAACCAGAAAAAAUUGCUGGUCUACUUGUUUCUAUAAAUAAUCAGAUGGUAAUUAGUUGUAAAAAUUAUUUAACUAACAAUCAUACAAUUGAUAUUCGAACACUUGAUAGAAAAGAAUUAUUAAAACGUAUUGAUUAUAUUCAUAAUUUAUAUCAAACUUAUCAUGAAAUAUUUAUAAAAAUAAAACAAAAAAUUGAAAAUCAUUAUUUAAAUAAAACAAAUGAUCAUCUUUCUGAACAUCAUUUAUUUGGUCAACUUGAUUUUCUAAGUCAACGUUUGACUAGUUUUCGUGAAAUAAUUGAAUCAUUUGAAAUCUAUUCUCUUCUAUCAAAAUCUCGAAUGGAUGGUCUUGAACAAAUAACUUCUAUUUAUAAUAAAAUUCAAACAGAAUUUUAUACAUUUAAAUUUAAUUUAUUCGAUUCAAAUGAUAAACAAUUUGAUUUAUUUUAUAAUAAAUUACAUCAUACACUUUCUGAUAUUGAUCAAAAACUUUAUCAAAUCUUAGAUAAAGAUCUUCAUCGUAUACUUCAUUCACCAUCACAUUAUUCUUAUAAUGCAUUAAAAUUACUUUUACGUUAUGAAAAUUUACAUAUACCAUUUUUUGAUUCAACUGAAUUCUUAAUUGAUAUUAUUCAAUGGUAUGAAAAAGAAGAACUUGAUAAAGUCAAAAUAAUUUAUAAUCAAUGUCGAAAUAUACCUACUAUUGAACGAGAUCAUCCACCGAUUAUUGGUCGUAUUCUAUGGGCAAGACGAAUGUAUAAACGUAUUCAAAUAUCUUAUAUUGAAUUUAUUAAACGUAUUGAAUUAAAAGAUCAUCCAAUAAUGAAAAAAAUUACAGAAAAUUUUCUUAUGAUUAUAAAUGGUUUUUCACUUUAUGAACUUUUAUAUCAUCGUCAUUGGUAUAAUACAUUAGGUGAUGUCGUCAAUCUAUUAUGUAAUCCACUUCUUAUUCGACAAAAUCUUAUUCGACAAUUAUAUAUUAAUUAUGAUCCAUUUAUUGAUACAAUUUUACAUGAAUGUGAAUUAUUAGCACGAUAUUCAAUAACAAUGCCUGAUUUAGGAUAUAAAUUAUUAUUAGAUAGAAAUAGAAUUCGAUUUUAUUAUGAAAGAUUAAAAAAAUUACUCAAAGAUUUUUCAAUUCUAUUAGCUAAAGCACAUCCAACUAGUUAUGAAUUAGUAGAAAAAGUAAUGGCACAAGUUGAUAAUACUCUUUCAAUUGGUUUAAAUCGUCUGAAUUGGUUAUCAAAAAAUUUCGAUGAAUUAUUUCUUCCAGCUGAAGAAAAAAUAUCCUUAAUGUCUGAUUUUCUUAGUCAAAUAUCUUCAUUAAUAAUUCAUCGUAUUGAAGAACCAUUAAAUGAAGUAUCUCGUUUUGAAAUUCUUGAAUUUCCUGAUGAUUCAAUUGAUUUUAAACAAUUUAUUAAUGAUAUUCGACAACAAAUUAUAUUUAAAGCUGAAAAACUUAAUUCACUUUCAAUGCAAAUUGAAUCAGCUGUUUUACAUGUUAUACAAAUGUUUUUUGAUAAAAUUGGUUAUAAAUCAAAACCAUUUGAACAAAAAAUUGGAGAUAUUGAUUUAAUGCAACUUUCAUCAAUGCAACGAUUAGCAAUACAAAUGUUUGUUCAAGAUCCAUCAAAAUCAAUAAAAAAAUCAAGAAAUCCAAAUCAAUUUAUUCUACAACCAUCAAAUGAAUGGGAACGUUUUAAUGAACUUUGUAAUGAAUUUCUUAGUUCAUUUGAAGCUCGUUUAAUUGAAGCAUUAACAUUAUGUGCUAAAAAUACAUUUGAAAUGAUUAAAACUCGAGCUAAUCCAACAUUAAUUCAAAUAAAAUCUCGAUUAAAAAAACUUCGAUUAUAUUCUCUUGAUACAGUCGAUGCAAAUAUCGAUAGAAAAGAUAAUAUCAUACAUCCAUUAAUAUUAACUAAUGUUGAAUUACAUUCUUCUAUUAUUAUAUUAAAUCCAAGUAUUGAUGAAAUUCAACAAUUAAUGCAUCAAUUAGUUAAUUAUGUUUUAAAUAUAUUUCAUGGUGUACGAAAAUGGGGUGAAGUACGACAUAUUGAUUGUAAACUUAUACAUAAUUAUCCAAUGCAUGAUUUUUCGGAUUUAUUACCAACAGAUGAAAAUUUAGAAAUAGAUAAAAUAUCUGAUAAUACAGAUGAAAAUUUAAGACAUAUUGAACAAGCCAAAACAUAUUAUAACACAAUAUCAAAUAAUAAAGAAUUAACUAAAUUAUAUCAAAAUAUUGGAACUUUUUUUGUAGAAAAUCAUGUUCGAUUCGAAAAAGAAUUAGAAGAAUAUUAUGAAUUUCGUGAUUUAUGGGAAAUGAAUAAGAUAAAUCAAGCAAAAAAAUUCAUUUUAGCUAAUCCAAGUUAUGCUGCUAUUCGAUCAAUAUUUUCUGAUUUUGAUGAUACACGAGAUUUAAUUAAACGAAUAUCGGAAUCAAAAGAUAUUGAUCCAUUUCGUUAUAUAACAAAUAAAUUAAAAACAAAUUUAUUUGAUGAAAUUCGACAACUUGAAUUAAUAUUUGCUAAAUAUAUUCGAAUACAUUAUAGAAUGAAAUUUAUGAGUAUUAAUGAUUUUUUUAAAAAAACUGAACCACGUUUAAAUCGACAAUUAAGAGAUCUUGAUGAUGUACGAUUUGUUAUUAAUGCACUUGAUACAUUAAAAGAAAAUUUUGUAUUUGUCGAUCAUACUAUUGAACCAUUAGAAGAAGUUUACAAUUUAUUUAAACGUUAUUCAAUUGAUAUUCCACAAGAAGAACAAAUGGCUAUUGAAAUGCUUCGUAGUACACAUGAACGUCUUCUUAAACGAGCUAAAUAUGUUACACAUGAUCUUGUUAAUACUCAACAAUCAUUUCUUGAUCGUUUUCUUAUUGAUAUAAAACAAUUUCAAACUGAUGUUACAGAUUUUGUCGAAGAUUAUGAUAAUAAUGGUCCAAUGAUUGAAGGUUUACCAGCUCAAGAAGCAAGUGAUCGUUUAACACAUUUUGAAUCACGUUUUAAUGAUUUAUGGAAACGUUAUGAAACAUUUGUUGCUGGUGAAGAAUUAUUUGGUUUAGAUAAAACUGAAUAUAUUCAUUUACAAACAAUUAAAAAACAACUUAAUUAUCUUAAACGUCUCUAUGGUCUUUAUAAUGAUGUUAUAAAUACCAUGGAAAUAUAUUAUGAAACAAAUUGGAAAGAUUUUCAUAUUGAUCAAAUUACAAAUGAAAUACAAGAAUUUCAAAAUAAAAUGAAAAAAUUACCAAAAGGUUUAAAAACAUGGCCAGCUUAUAGUGAAUUAAAGAAAAAAUUAGAUAAUUUUAAUGAAUGUUUACCAUUACUUGAAUUAUUAAUUAAUCCAGCUAUGCAGUCUCGUCAUUGGGAACGAAUAGAAAAAUUAGCUAAAAUUCAUAUACCACAUAAUGAUUCAUCUAUAUUUUCAUUAAAACAUGUUAUGAAUGUUCCAUUAAUAAAAUAUCGUGAAGAUAUUGAAGAUAUAUCAAUAACAGCACAAAAAGAACGUGAUAUUGAAUCCAAAUUAUUUUCUAUUGAACAUGAAUGGCGUCAACGUGAAUUUAAAUUUACAUCAUUUAAAAAUCGUGGUGAACUUCUAUUACGUGGACAAGAAACAUCAGAAAUACUAUCAGCUAUUGAUGAUUCAAAUUUAAUAUUAGCUGCAUUAGCAUCAAAUCGUUAUAAUAUAUUUUUUAAAAAUCAAAUACAAAAAUAUAUUGCUGAUUUAGCUAUAUGUGCUGAAAUAUUAACAAAAUGGAUGCAAGUACAAAAUUUAUGGAUUUAUUUAGAAGCAGUAUUUGUUGGUGGUGAUAUUGGUAAACAAAUGCCACAAGAAGCACGUCGUUUUGCUAAUGUAGACAAAACAUGGAUUAAAUUAAUUUCAAAAGCAAAAGAAAAUUCAAAUGUAUUAUCAUGUUGUACAUCAGAUGAAACAUUAUUUCCAUUAUUAAAUAAUAUGCUUGAACAAUUAGAACUUUGUCAAAAAAGUCUUGCUGGUUAUUUAGAAACAAAACGUGGUGUAUUUCCAAGAUUUUAUUUCUUAUCUGAUCCUGUUAUGCUUGAAAUACUUGGUCAAGCAUCAGAUCCAACUAAAAUUCAAUCAUAUCUUAGUUCAUUUACUGAAGCCGUUAAAUAUGUUGAAUUUCAUACUAAAGAAAUUGAUCGUAUUUUAUCUAUGACAACAAGAGAUGAUGAAAAAAUUCCAUUUUAUAAAGAUAUUAUAGCAAAAGGUCAAGUUGAAGAAUGGUUAAAUGAUUUUAUACGUACACAUCAAAAAACUAUUCAUCAAUAUAUUCGACAUAGUAUAGAAAAAAUGACUUAUGAAGAUUUUGAUUUAUAUAAAUUUAUUGAACAAGAAAUAGCACAAUUAGGUUUAUUAAUUGUUCAAAUUAUUUGGACAAAACGAAGUGAAAAAACAUUACAAGAAUCAAUAAUUAAUAAAAAUUCAAUGAAUGAAACAAAUAAAUAUUUCUUAGAUAUGCUUAAUCAAUUUAUUGAUAAAACAACUUUUGAUCUAACAAAAUAUCAAAGAUUAAAAUAUGAAACAUUAAUUACUAUUCAUCUUCAUCAACGUGAUAUUUUUCAAGAACUUUAUACAACAGGAAUACGAUCUGAUUUAGAUUUUGAUUGGGCUAAACAAUGUAGAUUUUAUUUUCGUGAAGAUGAAGAUUUACUUCUUGUAAAAAUUACUGAUGUUACUUUUAUAUAUGAUAAUGAAGCAUUAGGAUGUCCUGAAAGACUUGUUAUUACACCAUUAACUGAUCGAUGUUAUAUCUCUAUUGCACAAGCAUUAGCUAUGUCAUAUGGAGCAAGUCCUGCUGGGCCAGCUGGAACAGGCAAAACAGAAACAACUAAAGAUAUGGCUCGAACAUUAGGAAAAUAUUGUAUCGUACAAAAUUGUUCUGAUCAAUUUGAUUAUCGUGGUCUUGGUAAAACAUUUAAAGGUUUAGCAAUAAGUGGUUGUUGGGGAUGUUUUGAUGAAUUUAAUCGAAUAAAUUUACCUGUUCUAUCUGUCGCAGCACAACAAAUUCAAUGUUUAUUACAAGCAAAACGUGAACGACGUAAAGAAUUUCUUUUUACUGAUGGUGAUAAAAUUAUAUUAAAUGAUACAUUUGCUAUAAUAAUAACUAUGAAUCCUGGUUAUGCUGGUCGACAAGAAUUACCAGAAAAUUUAAAAAUUAAUUUUCGUAGUAUUGCUAUGAUGGUACCUGAUCGACAAAUAAUAAUGCGAGUUAAAUUAGCUAGUGGUGGAUUUUUAGAUAAUACAAAUCUUGCACAAAAAUUUUUUACACUUUAUAAAUGUUGUGAAGAUCAAUUGAGUAAACAAGUUCAUUAUGAUUAUGGUUUACGAAAUAUAACAGCUGUUCUUCGAACACUUGGAACAGUUAAACGUAGUCGAUCAAAAGAUUCUGAAGAUACAAAUCGAUUACAGCAUCUCAAAUAUGAAGCUUGGUGGAUUAUUCUUGAUGGUCCUGUUGAUGCUAUAUGGAUAGAAAAUCUUAAUUCUGUAUUAGAUGAUAAUAAAUUAUUAACAUUAGCAAAUGGUGAUCGUAUACCAAUGGCAUCGAAUGUUAAACUUAUAUUUGAAGUACAUAAUAUUGAUAAUGCAUCACCAGCAACAGUAUCACGUUGUGGAAUGAUAUUUAUGUCAUCAACAAUUCUUCCUUGGAGACCUAUAUUUCAAGCAUGGUUAAAUAAACAAAUAAAAACUAUUGGAAUUUAUAUAUUUGAAAUACUUGAAAAACAUUUUGAUGAAUUAUUUAAAUUAUUAAUUACAAAAUGUUUACCAAAAAUGAAAGUUUAUGAAUGUAAUUAUAUCAAACAAAUCAUUGAUUUACUUGAUGGAUUAUUGAAUAAAGAAAUCGAAUAUACGAAAACUUUUUUAGAACGAUUGACUAUAUUUGCACUUAUGUGGAGUAUGGGUUCACUAUUAGAAUUAAAUGAUCGAGCUAAACUUGAACAAUAUUUUAUUACUCAAAGCGAUAUUAAUAUUCCGAAGAAUAUACCACAAGGUGACUCAAUCUUUGAUUAUUUAGUUAAUGAUAAUGGUCAAUGGGAACAUUGGUCGACUCGUGUUGAAACAUGGGAAUAUCCAAAGGAUGAAAAAAUUGAUUUUGCAUCAAUUCUUGUUCCUAAUAUUGAUAAUGUUCGUAUAUCAUAUCUUAUUAAUAUACUUGCGAAACAAGAAAAAGCUGUAUUAUUAAUUGGUGAACCUGGUACGGCUAAAACUGUUAUAAUUACAAGUUAUUUAAAACAUUAUGAUAGUGAACAACAUUUAACACGUAUAAUAAAUUUUUCAUCAAUAACAACAAGUAGUUUAAUACAAAAAACAAUAGAAAAUUUUGUUGAUAAACGUGUAGCAAAUACAUUUGGUCCAUUAUAUGGACGUAAAAUGACAAUAUUUAUUGAUGAUAUUAAUAUGCCAAUGAUAAAUUCAUGGGGUGAUCAAGAAGCAAAUGAAAUACUUCGACAACUUAUUGAACAAAAAGGUUUUUAUUCAUUAAUUAAACCUGGUGAUUUUCUUAAUAUAAUUGAUUUACAAUUUCUUGCUGCUAUGUGUCAUCCAGGUGGUGGUCGUAAUGAUAUAUCUGAAAGAUUAAAACGUCAUUUUUUUAUUUUAAAUUGUACAUUACCAUCAAAUAAUGCUGUUGAUCAUAUAUUUAAUUCUAUUGGAAAAUAUUUUUGUUUAGAAAGAAAUUUUUCUAAUGAUAUUAUUGAAAUAGUUAAAAAAUCUAUUUCAGCAACACGUAUAUUAUGGCAAUUAGUUAAAGGAAAAUUUUUACCAACACCAGCUAAAUUUCAUUAUAUAUUUAAUUUAAGAGAUUUAUCACGUAUAUGGGAAGGUAUAUUACAAAUUGAUUCUGAACAAUGUCAAAAUGAUAUUGAACAAUAUCUUCAAUUAUGGAAACAUGAAUGUACAAGAGUAUUAGCUGAUCGAUUAGUAUUAAAUAUAGAAAAAGAAUGGUUUAGAAAAGAACAAUUUAGAAUUGCUAAACAAGCUUUUGGUGAUAUUUAUAAUAUUUCAAUACAAGAAGAUUCAGAAGUUUAUUUUGCUAAUUUUCUUCGUGAAGAACUGGAAGUCACUGAUGAAAUGGGUGAUGAUAUUGAUCUUGCUGAUUUAUUACCAAAAGUUUAUGAACCAAUUUCAUCAUGGGAUAUCUUACAAACAAAAUUAAUUGCUAGUAUGACAAAAAUGAAUGAAGAAAUUCGUGGUAGUAAUAUGGAUUUAGUAUUUUUUAAAGAUGCUAUGAUACAUUUAUUACGUAUUUCACGUGUAAUUAAUAUGCCAAAAGGACAUUUAUUAUUGGUUGGCGUUGGUGGUAGUGGAAAACAAUCUUUAACUAAAUUAGCAGCAUAUAUUGCAGGUUAUAAAUAUUUUCAAAUAAGUGUUUCAAGAACAUAUACAUUAAAUAAUUUUUUGGAUGAUUUACGAAAUAUUUAUCGACGUGCAGCUCGUCUUGGUCAAGGAAUUGUAUUUAUGUUUACUGAUAAUGAUAUAAAAGAUGAUCAAUUUCUUGAAUAUUUAAAUAAUGUUCUUAGUUCUGGAGAAGUUUCUGGUUUAAUAACACGUGAAGAAAUGGAUGAAACUUUAUCAGAAUUAUCAGUUAAAAUGAAAAAAGAAUAUCCAAAACGAUUAUUAACAAAUGAAAAUCUACAAAAUUAUUAUUAUGAAAGACUUCGUAAAAAUCUUCAUAUUGUUUUAUGUUUUUCUCCAGAUAAUCGAAAAUUUCGUGAACGUGCAUUAAAAUUUCCAGCUCUAGUAUCUGGUUGUACUAUUGAUUGGUUUCAUCGUUGGCCACUCGAUGCUCUUAUUGCUGUAUCAAAUGUUUAUUUAAAUCGUUUUGAUAUUCUUGUUACAUCAAAUACAAUAAAAAAGAAUGUUAUUGAAUUAAUGGCUGAUAUACAUGAUGAUGUUAGUCGAAUAUGUGAAAAUUAUUAUGAAAAAUUUCGACGACGUACAUAUGUAACACCAAAAUCAUUUCUAUCAUUUAUAAAUGCAUUUAAAUUAUAUUAUCAAAAACAACGUGAAUAUUUUGAAAAAGAAAAACAAAAAAUGAAAACUGGUGUUCAAAAAUUAUUUGAAGCAGCUGAACAAGUUCAAGAAAUUACACAAGAGUUAAUAUCUAAAGAAAAAAAUAUGGCUAUUGCUAAUAUGGAAGCAGCAAAACAAGUGGCCGAAAUGGAAGUAUUACGUAGUGCAGCUGAAAUCAAAACUAAAGAAGUUCAAGAAUCAAAAGAAACCGCUGAAAUACUUGUUAAACAAGUUAAUGAAGAAAAAGCUAUUGCUGAAGAAGAAUUAUCAGCUGCUGAAGUUAUUUUAAAAGAAGCCGAAGAAGCUGUUAAAAAACAUAAAUAUUAA